Linum tenue is the source of this 2467-nucleotide messenger RNA. The record is from the annotation of a GenBank genome assembly. Lineage: Eukaryota; Viridiplantae; Streptophyta; Magnoliopsida; Malpighiales; Linaceae.
UUCAUUUUCUUCUUUCUUCUUCUCACACUGUCCCCGAAACCUCUCCAAUUCUCCCCCAAAUCCUCCUCGGAAACCGAGACCGAUCCCUCUUUUCCCCACCCAACAAUGUCCAAGCAGACCUACAGAGUCUGCUUCUGCUUCCGCCGCCGGUUCAGACUCGCCGUCGCCGAGGCCCCGGACGAGAUUCGGGGCUUCUUCAACCGCUACUCCGAGAAUGGGCUCAUGUCGGCCGAUCACCUCCGCCGCUUCCUGGUCGAGGUCCAGAAGCAGGAGAAUGCCACCCUCGAGGACGCCCAAGCUGCUAUCAACAGUCUCCAGGAGCUCAAGCAUUUGAACAUCUUGCAUCACCACAGGGGUCAGAGUCUCAACCUCGAGACCUUCUUCAAGUACCUCUUCGGCGACAUUAACCCCCCAAUCGACCUCAAACGCGGGGUGCAGCAGGAUAUGACUGCUCCUCUUUCGCAUUAUUUCAUUUACACGGGGCACAACUCGUAUCUUACUGGGAACCAACUUAGUAGUGACUGUAGCGACAUUCCCAUCAUACAGGCGCUGCAGAGAGGCGUGAGGGUGAUUGAACUGGAUAUAUGGCCCAAUUCCAACAAGGAUGGCAUUGAAGUUCUCCAUGGAAGACUUCAGUCGUCUACUUUAAACCAGGAAAGCGAUUAUUUGUUGUUGUUAUUCACUGUAAUUCUUUCUUUCGUUCGGCUUAGGACACUGACAACCCCUGUGGAACUUAUCAAAUGUUUGCGGUCUAUCAAAGAGCAUGCCUUCACUGCAUCUGACUAUCCUGUAGUCAUAACUCUGGAAGACCACCUCACUCCAGAUCUGCAGGCUAAAGUAGCUGAGAUGGUCACACAAACGUUUGGAGACAUUCUGUUUUGUCCUGAUUCGGAUUGCUUAAAAGAAUUCCCCUCCCCUGAAUCAUUGAAGAAACGGAUUAUCAUAUCAACCAAACCACCAAAAGAGUAUAUGUCAGCUGCAGUUCCCAAAGACACCCAGGAAGGUGAUUCACAAAACGGGAAAACUGCAAGUGAUGAGGAAGCAUGGGGGAAAGAAGUGCCGCAUCUUAAAGGCCCUGCUUCAGGCAAUGACAAGGAAGAAACUGAGGAAGAUGAGGAUGAUGACGAGGAAGAUCCUGACGAAGGAGUGAACAGGUUCCAGAAGUCUCUUGCACCAGAAUAUAGACGUUUAAUUGCUAUUCAUGCUGGUAAGCCUAAAGGAGGAAUGGAUGAGUGUCUCAAAGUCGAUCCUGAAAAAGUGAGGCGUCUUAGCUUAAGUGAGCAGCAGCUAGAAAAAGUUGCAGAGGAUCGGGGUACAGAUAUUGUCAGAUUUACCCAGAGAAACAUUUUGAGGGUGUACCCAAAGGGCACUCGUAUUACUUCAUCCAACUACAACCCACUAAUCGGUUGGAUGCAUGGAGCUCAAAUGGUUGCUUUUAACAUGCAGGGAUUUGGAAGAUCUCUUUGGUUGAUGCAUGGGAUGUUCAAGUCCAAUGGAGGGUGUGGUUAUGUGAAGAAACCAGAUUUUCUACUGAAAUCAGGUCCUAAUAAUGAAGUAUUUGACCCUAGAGCUACGUUGCCUGUGAAGACAACUCUUAAGGUGAGGAUAUACAUGGGAGAAGGAUGGUAUUACGAUUUCCGCCACACUCAUUUUGAUCAAUAUUCCCCACCAGAUUUUUACACCAGGGUGGGGAUUGCUGGAGUCCCAGCUGAUGUAGUGAUGAAGAAAACAAAGACAUUAGAGGACAACUGGAUACCGGUUUGGAACGAAGAGUUUGAGUUCCAGUUAACAGUUCCAGAACUAGCCUUGCUGAGGCUCGAAGUCCAUGAGUAUGACAUGUCGGAAAAGGAUGAUUUUGGAGGCCAGACUGUUCUCCCUGUGUCUGAAAUACAAAGUGGAAUUCGAGCUGUUCCUCUCCAUGAUCGGGAGGGCAAGAAAUACAACAAUGUCAAGCUACUGGUGCACUUUGAUUUUGUGUGAGAUGAAAUGGGCAAAAUCGUGGAGAACUCUGAAAGGAUACAUAGGAUUCGGUCGAGGUUGCUGUGCGACUGUGUGAGCAAUAAUGGCAUCUCCCUGUUGACCUUUCUGGUGUUGCAGAUGAGGCAGGAUAUGGAAGUUGCUUUAUUUUCUUUGCCGGUUCAUUCGUCGACUCAGACUUCAGUCACAGAAUCUUUCCUACAGUUUGUAUGGCUUAGAGUAACUUGAGCUAUCGCAGGUGAAUAUAUGUACCAUCAAACAAAACUCCGCCUGUUUGGAUAAUGGUGUGUCUCUAGGGAGUUGGAUUGAAGGUUCAUGUCGUAGUGCUGUAAAGGGUGGGUUUUGGCGUGUGUAUAUGUGGUGUAUAAAAAGCAAAAUCAAAAGGCAUGUGCUUGUGCUUCUUGAAGUUCAGUUAGGGGUCGUUUUUUGUUCAUUUGAAUAGUGUUUGUUCUGUAUCAAAUUUAAUAUAUUAUUGAUUUGCGAAAAUUCA